Molecule: messenger RNA, 1418 nt
Organism: Labrus bergylta (ballan wrasse)
Lineage: Eukaryota; Metazoa; Chordata; Actinopteri; Labriformes; Labridae
Source: RefSeq, a predicted model, not a curated record
UCCUUCCAAAUGGCUCUGUCCAAGAGCUGGGCUCUGUACCUCAGCACCAAGAACACAUCCUGAAGAACGUAUGACGGGCGCUUCAAAGACAUCUUCCAGGAGAUCUACGAGAAGGAAUACCGCGCUCAGUUUGAAGCUAAAGGCAUCUGGUACGAGCACCGUCUGAUUGGAAUGGUGGCUCAGGCCAUGAAAUCUGAGGGAGGCUUCAUCUGGGCGUGCAAGAACUACGAUGGAGACGUCCAGUCUGACUCUGUCGCACAAGGUUACGGCUCUCUGGGUAUGAUGACCAGCGUGCUGAUUUGUCCUGAUGGACGCACAGUGGAGUCGGAGGCCGCACACGGCACCGUGACACGCCAUUACAGGCAGCAUCAGCAGGGGAAAGAGACCUCCACCAAUCCCAUCGCCUCCAUCUUUGCAUGGACGCGGGGUCUGCUCCACCGGGCGAAGCUGGACAGCAAUACAGAGCUGCGAGUGUUCGCCGAGGCUCUGGAGGCCGUUUGUAUCGAGACCAUCGAGGCCGGUUUCAUGACCAAGGAUCUGGCUAUUUGCAUCAAAGGCCUGCCACACGUGACACGUGCCGACUACUUGAACACCUUUGAGUUCAUCGACAAACUGGCAGAGAACCUGAAGAUGAAGCUAGCCAACCAGCCCAAACUGUGAUCUCUCUCAGCUUCAACAGAUAUAUAAAAAUAAAAAAAACACGGACACACACACAUUCUAACACAUGCACACAGAGACAUCCACACCAACACAGGAAUCAAGGCUGGAGCUUGGAGGAGCCUGCUGUGACUCCAGGAGAUCUACAGACUGAAACCGGGUCGUUCCCUGACUCAUCGUGUAGUGUGCCUUUUUCAAGAAGGAAGGAGAACAGCGGCCAUCUUUCCUGCUAAUGUUUCACUAGAACACCUGAUGGCUCGGUGAGCUUGUGUUCCCUGAUUGCACUCGGCCCCUGCAGUGUGUGUGUCGUCAGUAUUUGUUGGUGAUCUGUGCUCGACAGGGGACGGACUCUGUCAGAGGGAUCCUUCAGACCCUCGCUGCCUUACUCGUUUUGUGUCACAGUCGUGCGUUCAUCCUCGUCUCUUUCUUUGUCUUGUGAUUUCUUUUUAAAAAUACCUCAGGCAACAUGAAACUUCACUCACGACAUGUAACAGUUAUUCAGCCCAGGAAACAUGAACUGACAUCACAUCUAAUCCGGGUUUCAGAUUCGACCUACACUAUUUUCAAACUCACACAAACACUGCUUUUAGAUUUUGUAUUCAUUUGACUGAGGUGUAUUUAUUUGUCCUCCUUUGUGUGUGUGUGUGUGUGUGUUGUGUGUGUGUUCACACCCUGCCAAAACGUCUCGUUGGUUUGUAAUUAACAUCAUGCAUGUUCUUUCUAAAGAUGCCAGCUCUUAAUAAAUGAGGUUUUUGAAGAAA